Molecule: messenger RNA, 2328 nt
Organism: Eruca vesicaria subsp. sativa (arugula)
Lineage: Eukaryota; Viridiplantae; Streptophyta; Magnoliopsida; Brassicales; Brassicaceae
Source: the annotation of a GenBank genome assembly
AUGAUCCUUUGGUCUGCAGCUUCAAGCUCUUGUCCAAGUGAAUGUGGAGGAGUCUUGAUCCCAUACCCUUUCGGAAUCGGGAAUAGUUGCUACCUGGAGAAGUCUUACGAGAUUGAAUGUCGUAGUACAACUACUACGUCAAGAAAGCUAGUCCCUUUCCUUUCAGUAAUCAACAAAGAAGUUGUGAGUAUCUCUCUUCCUAUGGCAGGUUACUUUUUUAUGGGAGCAUAUGGGAGUGUUCGUAUAAGAAACCCGAUAACAUACGCUGGAUGCUCCACUUCCACCUAUGGAAAAGAGUCAGGAGCAUCAAUAAUGAACUUGACCGGUAGCCCUAUUUACAUUGCCAGCAGCAACAAACUCAUAGCGGUUGGUUGCGACAGCAAGGUGUCGUUCACGCAUGUAAAGCCCAACACUGUUGGAUGCGAGUUGAAUUGCAGUAUGAUCAAAGAGUCUCAUAACACUAGCACCCCUUUUCGCGACGUAAGGAAGUGCUCGAGCAACAUAUUAUCUUACUAUACUAGCAACUUCGUUUGCACAGAAGAUGAACCAGAAGAAGACACGAUGUGUAAUGGUAACAGAUGUUGUCAAGCAUUUCUUCCUAACAUCCCUCAACAAGUUGUUGGUAUCAGAAUCGAAAGCAAUGACGGAAACUCGACAAAAAGGACAAAACAAGAACAUUGUAGAGUCGAAUUCUUGACAGAUGAAACCUACGAUUUGUCCAAUGACACCAAUCCACAAAAGUUACUUGGUAAGGGACAUACUACGCUUACUCUUGGAUGGAUCAUCCAGACGAAGAAUACUUCGUACCUCAACUCCUUGGGCUGCAAAAACGAAACACAAUUGAAUUCUAGUAGCAUGGUUGAACGCAGAACAAAGUGUAUAUGCGAAAUUGUCAGCAACCGUUCUGAGAUAAUCUAUGCAAAUUGUGUAUGCAACGACGGUUACAUAGGUAACCCAUAUGUUGUGGAUGGAUGCGUAGAUAUUGAUGAAUGUAAAAUGAGUUUAUAUUCAUGUGAAGAAGGACAGGAUUGUGUAAAUACUCUUGGACACUAUAAAUGCGUUGGCGACAAGACUAAAUCAAUACUAAUAGGGGUCGGUUCAGGUUUUGGUGUCUUAGCAUUAGUUGGUGGAGUUUGGUGGUUGAGAAAGUUUCUAAUAAAGAGAAGGAUGGAAAAGAGGAAGAAGAAGUUCUUUAAACGUAAUGGGGGACUACUGUUGCAACAAGAACUAAACACAAGCGAUGGUAAUGUCGAAAAGACAAGAAUCUUCACCUCCAGAGAGCUGGAGAAAGCCACUGAAAAUUUCAGCGAAAACAGAGUUCUUGGACAGGGAGGCCAAGGCACUGUGUACAAAGGUAUGCUCUUAGAUGGUAGAACAGUUGCUGUCAAGAAAUCCAAAGUUAUAGAUGAAGACAAACUACAAGAGUUCAUCAACGAGGUCGUGAUUCUCUCCCAGAUCAACCAUAGACACAUUGUCAAACUCUUGGGAUGUUGUCUUGAGACAGAAGUUCCUAUCCUGGUUUAUGAGUUUAUCAUUAAUGGAAACCUUUUCCAGCAUAUUCAUGAAGAGUCAGAUGAUUACACUAUGAUAUGGGGAAUGCGUCUACGCAUUGCUGUGGAUGUCGCAGGAGCUCUCUCUUAUCUUCAUUCUUCUGCAAGUUCUCCCAUAUAUCACCGAGAUAUCAAGUCAGCAAACAUACUAUUAGACGAGAAGCACAGAGCCAAGGUGGCUGAUUUUGGAACAUCAAGGUCAAUAACCAUAGAUCAAACUCAUUGGACAACAAUUGUUUCAGGUACAGUUGGGUAUGUGGAUCCAGAGUAUUACCGGUCUAGCCAAUAUACAGACAAGAGUGAUGUUUAUAGCUUUGGAGUCGUGCUAGCGGAACUUAUCACUGGAGAUAAGCCUGUCAUAAUGGUGCAAAACACUAGAGAAAUAGUAAGCUUGGCAGAUCAUUUCAGACUUGCCAUGAAGGAGAAGAGACUUUCUGACAUUAUAGAUGCUCGAAUAAAAGAUGAUUGCAAACCGGAACAAGUAAUGGCAGUGGCAAACCUGGCCUUAGUGUGCUUGAGCUCGAAAGGAAAGAAACGACCAAAUAUGAGAGAAGUUUUUACGGAGUUGGAGAGAAUUUGCACUUCUCCAGCGGAUUCACAGGUGCAGAUUCACGUUGAUGAAGAAGAUGAAGAGGAGGGAGCAGAGGAAGAAGAAGUUAGUAAUAUGAUAAACAAGGUAGAUUCUUGGAGAGUUGGUGUGACUGCUCCAGCCUUUGGUAUUGUGGCUUCGCCUUCUUCUUCAGAUGCUGAACCAUUAUUUCCUCGUCCCACAUGGUGA